GGGGUUAAGGGGUAACUGAUACGUACCGGAGGUACCUUACUUCUAUAGACAGUGAACAUGGGCUAAGGGAAGGUCCCGACAGCGGGAGCCGGGAUGACGUGAUUAAGAGCCGGCUAGCUGGGAACCCGAACCGUUGCAAUUGCCACCCUCCAAAAUAAUUUCUAGGACUGCAGGGUCCUUCGAAUUGGAGCUUUCGAUCAUUAUUAAUCUUUUAACCUUUUAACCUACCUUAUUUCCAACUCUUCGCCGCUGAUUCUCACAUGCAUCUUAUCCUUUAGCGACAAAAGGGGAUAAUAUAAUAUAAGGGUAGUAACAUACCUAAAUUCAAUACAAUGUUCCGGCAUGGCGUGCGAACGAUAACGACCACGGCGCGUAGAGCCGCGGCCGUCGCACCGGCUGCCGCGAAGCCUCCGAGUCCUCACACAAUCGCCGUCUCGAAGGCACAAGGUAUCGCAAAGGGAUUAACUGGUGCAAUCGGUAACACGCCGCUCAUCCGCAUGAACAAACUCUCGGACCAGACGGGCUGCGAAGUCCUCGGCAAAGCCGAAUUCAUGAACCCCGGGGGCUCGGUCAAGGACCGCGCGGCGCUGUACGUGGUCCUGGACGCGGAGGAGCGCGGGCUGCUGAAGCCGGGGGGCACGGUGGUCGAGGGCACGGCGGGCAACACGGGCAUCGGCCUGGCGCACGUGUGCCGCUCCCGCGGCUACAAGCUCGUCAUCUACAUGCCCAACACCCAGUCCCAGGGCAAGAUCGACCUGCUCCGCCUCCUCGGCGCAGAGGUCUACCCCGUCCCCGCCGUCGCCUUCGACAACCCCGCCAACUACAACCACCAGGCCCGCCGCCACGCCGAGAGCUUAGAUAACGCCGUCUGGACCAACCAGUUCGACAACACGGCCAACCGCCGCGCGCACAUCGAGACUACGGGCCCCGAGAUCUGGGCGCAGACGCACGGCAAGGUCGACGCGUUCACCUGCGCCACGGGCACGGGCGGCACCCUCGCCGGCAUCACGCGCUACCUGAAGGACGUCUCGGGCGGCCGCGUGAAGGCGUACCUAGCAGACCCGCCGGGCAGCGUGCUGCACUCGUACAUCCAGUCGGGCGGCAAGCUCGUCGAGCGCACGGGCAGCAGCAUCACGGAGGGCAUCGGGCAAGGGCGGGUGACGGACAACCUGGCGCCGGACGUGGCGCUGCUAGACGGCAGCGUGCACAUCUCGGACGAGAAGAGCGUCGCGAUGGUGUACAGCGCGCUGGACGACGAGGGCCUGUACCUGGGCGCCAGCAGCGCGCUGAACGUGGUCGCCGCCAAGGAGGUCGCCGAGCUGCUGGGCCCGGGACACACCGUCGUCACGAUGCUGUGCGACGGCGCGUACCGGUAUGCCGACCGCUUGUUUUCGCGGAAGUGGCUUGAGAGCAAGGGGCUGCUGGGCGCGAUACCGAAGGGUUUGGAGAAGUAUAUCGUGCUGCCGUAGGUUUAACUAGGUACCUACCUAAGGUGCCUGCCUUGGUAAUCUAGAUAGAUGUACCUACGCGGCUAGAAAGGGGUUGGAGGGGAGGAAAAGAGUACCUAGAGGAAGGAAGGAAAAAGAAAAAAGACUACGUAUAGGGGAAGAGGCGUUUAAAGGUGAAUGUAUACAUGCAUAUAACUAAGCGAGAUGUUUGGUCGAAGAG
Molecule: messenger RNA, 1668 nt
Organism: Daldinia vernicosa
Lineage: Eukaryota; Fungi; Ascomycota; Sordariomycetes; Xylariales; Hypoxylaceae
Product: cysteine synthase
Exons: 2
Coding region: 333-1469 (378 amino acids)
Cellular component (GO): cytoplasm
Molecular function (GO): cysteine synthase activity
Source: RefSeq, a predicted model, not a curated record